Molecule: messenger RNA, 480 nt
Organism: Patella vulgata (common limpet)
Lineage: Eukaryota; Metazoa; Mollusca; Gastropoda; Patellidae
Exons: 2
Coding region: 1-480 (159 amino acids)
Source: RefSeq, a predicted model, not a curated record
AUGGGGGCUACGGACGAGAAGAUUGCUGCCAAAAUUGAUUAUGUUGGUUAUGUAGCAAUUCCAGUUUUUCUCCUACUAGGAUUAAGCGGUAAUACUCUAACUAUCAUCGUAAUGCUAAGCAAGCACUUCCGCAAAAUGUCCGGACUCAACAUCUUUGAGUCUACCGAGCCUACCAUGGUCAUCUACAGAGAAGUAGCUCAGAUUCUGGAACAGCUUAAUUAUUCUAUCAACUUCUUCAUGUACGUCUUAUGUAGCAAGAGUUUUCGUGACCGCGUGAAACUUGUACUCACCUGCCAAGAAGAACCAUCCAGCAGGUACAGAAGCCAAUAUUCAACUAAAGCUUCGACUAUCAGGGCGAAAAAAGAAGUGUGCACCGAAAAAAGUUCAUCUGGAAUAUCAAGUGUCGAUGGAAAUCUAAGUGGUGUGAAUUGUGCAGAAAUUAAUAAUUCUAAACCAACCCGUGAUGACUGUGAUCCAUAA